AUGGCGGAUCAAGAUGAAGAUGACCUCCGAAUGGCUCUUAGGUUGAGUAUGCAGAACCCUUCGACUCCAGAGCCCAAGCUGCAGAAUUCCCCGCCGGAACCCAAGCGGAGCAAGCCCAGGGACGCUGCUGCUGUAGCCGGAGGAGGGGCCUCGGUCUCGCCGGAUGAUUCGAGGAGACUGCAGAGAGAGCUCAUGGCCGCUGCAGCUGAGAAGCGUAUGCAGGCUGCCAAGAUUGCGUCGCCCUCAAAGUCUGCAACUUCCAGUGCUACUGCUGUUACUGGCAGCAGCGCUGUAAAGACUGCUGAUUCUGCUAUGAAGGAGAAAGACGGGAGCUUGAAGGAGUGUCAUUUAGGCCGGGAAUUGUCGAUGGAGGAGGCGAAUCAAUUGUUCUCUAUGGUGUUUGGCGCCGGCGUUUCCAAGGGCAUUCUUGCUCAGUGGAGCAAUCAGGGCAUAAGGUUUAGCUCUGAUCCAGAAACGUCUAUGGGCCUAGUGCAGCAUGAAGGUGGGCCCUGCGGAGUCUUAGCAACAAUACAAGCAUUCGUUCUCAAAUACAUCCUUUUCUUUCCUCAUGAAGUAGGUAAAGCUGGGCCCAGCAUGCAUCAAAAUCCUGGUUCUGGAAGAUUGUCCAAGACUAGAUAUGUUGCUUCAAACAAUUUCUCACGACUUACUGAAGAUGGAAGAGCAAGAGCCUUGGUCAAAAGUAUGAGUGAAAUAUUGUUCCUAUGUGGAAGUGGUGAUAGGGCUGUGAUUGCCACAUUGAAUAACACAGACAAUGGUAAAGAGAGCUCCUCAAAGGACGAGAUUAUUGCAAAAGCACUUGAAAGCCUUUCUAUUGAAUCAGCCUCUGACUUGCAAAAGGUUCUUAGAGUCGACACAUUCACAAACGAAGCAAGCGCAUUGCAGAGACUUAAGGAGACAAUUCCCAUCUUCCAAUCUCGGAUGGGAGCGCUGCUAUUCCUUAUUUCUGCACUGCUUUCUCGAGGAUUGGACAACGUUCAAUCGGACAGAGACGAUCCCAGUCUCCCACUGGUCACGGCACCUUUUGGUCAUGCCUCGCAGGAAAUAGUCAACUUACUGCUUUGCGGCCAGGCAGUUGCUAACGUGUUUGAUGGCCGGAUGGAUUUGGGUGGUGGAAUGUUUCUGAAAGGUAUAUCAAGUGGCGUGGAAGUUGGGUUUCUCACCCUUUUAGAAUCCCUCAAUUUCUGCAAAGUUGGUCACCAUCUAAAAACCCCAGAGUGGCCCAUAUGGGUUAUUGGCAGCGAGUCCCACUACACAGUUCUAUUUGCUCUUGACACCUCUGUCCAAGACGAGAACGAGCUGGAGCAGAGAGAAUCAGAAAUUCGAAAAGCUUUUGAUGCCCAAGACCAGAGUGGCGGCGGCGGAUUCAUCAGUGUGGAAGGUUUCCAGCAGGUCCUUCAAGAUGCCAGCAUCAGACUACCGACAGAGAAAGUCGACCUUCUCUGCAGCACUGGUUUCAUUGUGUGGAGUGAAUUCUGGCAGGCUGUUCUUGAUCUGGACAAGAGUUUAGGUGGGCUAAAGGAUUCAAGUGGUUCGAUGGGGAAGAAAGUGUUUGACCUUUACCAUUUCAACGGCAUUGCAAAAUCCGACUUGAAUGGUAGCAGCAAUGCAUCAGUUGGAGGUGAGGCACCGGUACAGAGACCUAGGCUUACAAAGCUCAAGGUUUCAGUGCCACCAAGGUGGACUCCGGAGGAGUUCAUGACUGAUGUAGCUAUGUCCUCUGCUUCUGCUUCUGCUUCAUCUGGUAGUGGUGAAUCUAAAGACAUGGAAGUGAACAAGCCCGAGCCUUGCCAGCACGCCCCACUUGUGGACUGCGUCAGAACUAGGUGGGCUCGCGCCAGUUGUAAUUGGGCUGGGGAUCCUCCCAGUAUAGUCUGA
Molecule: messenger RNA, 1896 nt
Organism: Linum trigynum
Lineage: Eukaryota; Viridiplantae; Streptophyta; Magnoliopsida; Malpighiales; Linaceae
Source: the annotation of a GenBank genome assembly